Molecule: messenger RNA, 1274 nt
Organism: Notolabrus celidotus (New Zealand spotty)
Lineage: Eukaryota; Metazoa; Chordata; Actinopteri; Labriformes; Labridae
Exons: 7
Coding region: 115-1011 (298 amino acids)
Source: RefSeq, a predicted model, not a curated record
GUACUUCAGUAGUCAUCUCUUUAAAUCUCUGGAUCUGAGUCUCAACUUCGGUUGAAUAAGGAGACGCUCCAAACUCAGGAGGGAUAUUGUGAUUUUGUUUAACUGGAUACAAAAAUGCAGGCAAUCAGGUCUCUGUUUGUCACAAAGUGGUCUUCAGAUGUGCGUCUGGAUGGGAAGACCGCAAUAGUAACCGGGGCCAACAUUGGGAUAGGCAAGGAGACAGCCAAAGACCUGGCCGGCAGAGGUGCACGGGUGAUUCUGGCCUGCAGAGACAUGGCCAAAGCAGAGCAGGCUGCUCGUGACAUCAUGAGGGAGGUGAAGGGAGCCAAGGUAGUCGCCAAGCAACUGGAUUUGGCUGACACCAAAUCGAUCUGCCAGUUUGCAGAGAACGUCUACAACUCUGAGAAGUCUCUGCACUUCCUGAUCAACAACGCAGGUGUGGCGAUCUGCUCAUACGGCCUCACAGUGGACGGAUAUGAAACGCAGUUUGGAGUCAAUCACUUGGGUCACUUCUUCCUGACCUUUCUGUUACUGGACUUGCUGAAACACUCAGCCCCAUCCCGCGUCAUAAACCUCUCCUCUGGAGCUCACGCCCUGGGAAAGAUCGAGUUUGAUGACCUGAAGGGCGAGAAAAACUACCACCCAGUCCGGGCCUACGCACAGAGCAAGCUGGCCAACAUCCUGUUCACCAAAGAGCUGGCCAAAAGGACUGAAGCUCUCGGUGUGUCCACCUACUCUGUGGAUCCCGGCAUGGUGAACACUGAGAUAACAAGACAUUUCAGGCGUCCUCUUGGGUAUUUAGUCAAAACCUUCAACUUCCUAAUCAAGACCCCAGCAGAGGGAGCCAACACCACUGUCUACUGCACCGUCACUCCUGAGAACGAGCUGCUCAAUGGAGGAUUCUACAGGGACUGUGCGCAGGCAGAGAACUGCAGGGCAGGUAGUGAUGACGGCACUGCCUUGAAGCUGUGGGCUGUGAGCUGCCACCUGCUUGGCAUCCGCUGGAGAUAAACUCACAGACUUAAAUAAUACAUCUCUUCAUGCAUGAAGCAAUAUAUGCAGCAGUCUGAAAGUCAUUGUGUUAAUGCUACGUUUGGUGAAUGCUGAAGAUGGUAUGUAUGUGAUGGACGAUAACUUGUGCACGUCGGUAGAAUUAAAUCACUUGUUGUAACAGAGUGUGAUUGCUGAGCUUGUCAUGAAGUGUGAGAAAGGAUGAGAUGUUUACAGAUUGGAGAAAGAAAUGAGCUGCUGCCAAUAAAACAAUCACUGAUGAA